Messenger RNA from Ictidomys tridecemlineatus (thirteen-lined ground squirrel), 1224 nucleotides. Lineage: Eukaryota; Metazoa; Chordata; Mammalia; Rodentia; Sciuridae. The record is from RefSeq and is a predicted model, not a curated record.
CAGAGAGCAAGAGAUGAAAAGAGACAUUGUCGCGGGGAGGGAAGGGGCCAGUGGCCAGUGUGUGUGGAACACAAGGAGGCCAUGCACACUCCCAGAGGUUCCCAGAUAAGACCUGGGAAGUGGCCUUCACCCCAAGGUCGCCUGGAAAGUGUGAGCCAAGCUCUGCCCCCGCGCCCAGCGCAGCCAGGGCUUCAGGACCACAGGAGACCCUCCCCCAGCUCUGGGCUCUCCAUGCCCGGCAGCCCCAUUUGAUGGCCUUGGGAACUUGGUGUUCCUGACAAGAAAGGGGGUGGCUGGCUCUUCUCCAGCUCUCGUCUCCAGGGUAGAGGCCCUGAAGGGACAGGCUGGCGAAACAGCCGGCAUUUCCAUGUUCUGGAACCAUCUCUCCUCAGAAUGGCGCCUGGUGGACUUCUGAGAGUCCUGGUGCUCUUCAUCCUCUUCGUGACUGUCCAGGGACCUGGCCUCAGUGACCGGUUCUUUCCCAAAAAGUGCCCCAGAAUCAGAGAGCAAUGUGAAUUCAGAGAGAGGGACCUGUGCACCAAAGACAGGCAGUGCCCGCACAACCAGAAGUGCUGCGUCUUCAACUGCGGGAGGAAGUGCCUUGACCUCCAACAAGAGUCGUGUCCCAAAGUCAGAGUAAAGUGUGAAAUCGAAGAAAGAAACCUAUGCACGAGGCACAGGCAGUGCCCAAAUAAUAUGAAGUGUUGCAUGUUCAGCUGCGGAAAGAAGUGUCUAGACAUGAGAAAAGACAUCUGCAGCAUGCCCAAGGAGGUGGGGCCCUGCAUGGCCUACCUCCCGCGCUGGUGGUAUAAUGAAGAGACCCAGCUCUGCUCCAGGUUCAUCUACGGUGGUUGCCAAGGGAACAACAACAACUUCCAAAGUGAGGCUAUCUGCAUGGUCGUCUGCCAAAAAAGCUAUGAUUAAAGGCCACGGCAGCCUGAGGUCCUUGCUUGUCCACAGGAGGAGGAGGAGCUGAAGCCACGUGGGCCUGACCCAGGCUUCACACUGGCUUCCACUGUCACCUGCAGCCACUCCGGUGUCGGCUGCCCCAAACACUGACCCCCAGGACUUGCUCACUCCCUUUUCUCUCCUCGGCUUCUCUUCAAACACGGUGGCCUUCACCCUUUGGGCCUCCCUCAGUGUGAAAUCUCUUCAACCUUCAGGAUCCCCAUUUAUUCCUACGAAGCCUCCAGUUUCCCCUAUUAAAGUGUCUGAGAGCCCGUA